Molecule: messenger RNA, 1093 nt
Organism: Vitis riparia (riverbank grape)
Lineage: Eukaryota; Viridiplantae; Streptophyta; Magnoliopsida; Vitales; Vitaceae
Product: two-component response regulator ARR17
Exons: 5
Coding region: 432-890 (152 amino acids)
Biological process (GO): phosphorelay signal transduction system; cytokinin-activated signaling pathway
Source: RefSeq, a predicted model, not a curated record
AGAGAGAGAGAGAGAGAGAGAGAGAGAGAGAGAGAGAAAGAGAAGGUGAAACAAAGGGACUGCAUCGAAUCAGGAGAAACCCCAAAAGGAUCACGAAAUAUCUGUGACUUUGAUUUCUUCUGCUGAUUCCUUUUUUCUUCCUAAACCCCACCUCAUCUUCUUCUUCUUCUUCUUCUUCAUAUCUUCUUCUUCUUCUUGCUAUCAUUCUUCUCUGUACUUUGUCUAUAAAUACCACCCACCAGUUACGUUCAUUGCAGCAUACACCAUACCAUACACAUCUCGUGUGUCUCUCUGCUUCCUUCUUUAUUGUUCUUGUCAGAGGAUUGCUUCAUUUAUUGCUCUCUUUCUCUCCUCUUUUAUUGCCAUCUCCCUUUACUUUUCUUUUUUCCCUCUCUAUCUGUUUUUUAUUUUUUGGGUGUUGAGUGGAAGCCAUGGAUGCUUCUUCUUCUACAGCUAACGACAUGAUGGUUAUGGAUUAUGGGGAUGAACCCCAUGUUCUUGCCGUUGACGAUAAUCUCAUUGACCGCAAGCUCAUUGAGAAAUUGCUCAAGAACUUCUCUUGCAGAGUGACCACUGCAGAAAAUGGGCUGAGGGCUUUGGAGUAUCUGGGUUUGGGUGAUAAUCAACAGACCACCCACAAAGCCAGUGUUUCAAAGGUGAAUUUGAUAAUUACAGACUACUGUAUGCCAGGAAUGACAGGCUAUGAGCUGCUCAAGAGAGUCAAGCAGUCAUCCAUCUUGAAGGAGGUUCCAGUUGUGAUAAUGUCAUCAGAAAACAUCCCAACUCGAAUCAAUAAGUGCCUGGAGGAAGGAGCUCAAAUGUUCAUGCUAAAGCCCCUCAAGCAGUCUGAUGUGAAGAAACUAAGAUGUUACUUGAAGCACAGAAGCUAAACACAUUUUUUUCCCUAGAAAAUUAAGCAAGAAAAUCCAUCCGUAGGGGUAGGAUACCUUUUUCAUACACAGUAGUAGUAGUAGACUAGUAGUAGUAGUAUCACCCCCGCUCCCCCCCACAAAAAAAACCCACAAUCCCUGCAUAAUUGUAUGAGAAUAGUUUCAAUGAAUGAAUAUUCUUGUUUGGUGGCCUUCAACUCAAA